AUGACUUCCGCUUCUCACUCUUCCGCAACAAUGCCAACGACGGUACCAUCUCCCACGACUGAUUUCGAUCAAUACUUACCUCAUCUAACAUCAGCUUUGGACAAGUUGACAACCAACGCAGCUGCUUUGCCUGAUAAGUCAGAUUUAUCUUUUCACAAGACUUUAGAUAGAGGAUUCGCUAAGGAUCUCGAUGAUGCAAGCGAGAGAGUCCUGAAGUUGACGGAAAGGCUAUUAAGUCUGGUCGAUCAAAGUCAGCAUUCUUCAAGAGAUAAAGGAAACUCAAAAGUGCCAUCUUCGAAGACUUCGUCCAAAGUGAAGGGAAGGAGAAGGAAAUUGGAAGAUGAAGACGAUGUAGUUGACGGAUUCAGACAAAGUGUCGUCGGUGUCGUGGACGGACUGUUGGAAGACGCGGAUUCAUGCUUGGACGAAGUGAGAGGAGAGAAGAAGAAAGCCGCCAUCGCGAUCAAGCCACACUUGGUUGCUCAAGCAGGCCAGAAGCUACCCGGUCCAUUCUCAAAACAAGCUGCUCGUUUACCUCGAAACAUCUUGCACGCCAAUGAUUUGGCUAAACCACAACUACUUUUCCCCGAUCAAGUGGAUAACACUCCUACGACUACACCUUGGAAGCCCAAUUUGAUCACAAAACCUCACGCAAUGGUUCCUAUCGGUUUCGUGCCUCCGCUGGAUUUCACACUGACUCGGGAAGAAGAAUUAGAUCCUUCUAAAGAGGUUUGGAGAAGACAACGCGAAAUUAGGAUGAGACAACAUCCAUAUUUUUACGAAACUCGUCAUCUACCAUAUCCCACAUCCUUAUUCAUCGAUUCACAACCUAUCCCACCGAAGUCUUUCCAAGAGACGCCCUUUGAAUUUGUGGAUACUCCCGAACAGCUGGAACUGCUCGUAGAGAAACUGAAGAAAGCUAAAGAAAUCGCUGUCGAUCUGGAACAUCAUAACAUGCGUUCAUAUUCUGGUUUCACAUGUCUGAUACAGAUUUCAACUAGAGAAGGAGAUUGGGUGAUUGAUUCGUUGAAGUUGAGGAAAGAGCUGAGAGAGAACAAAUUAGGUGAUGUCAUGACUGAUCCUGGUAUAAUUAAGGUCUUCCAUGGUUCGGAGAGUGAUAUUGUUUGGCUUCAGCAUGAUUUCGACAUUUUCGUAGUGAACCUGUUCGAUACUUACCAUGCGACAGUCGUUUUAGACAUGAAACAACAUGGCCUUGCUAGUCUGCUCCAGCAAUAUUGCAAUUUUGAAGCCGAUAAACGAUACCAAAUGGCUGAUUGGCGUAUAAGGCCUUUACCUGAUGGAAUGUUACACUACGCUCGAUCAGACACCCAUUUCUUACUAUACGUAUAUGACAAUUUACGAAAUGCUUUGCUUGAACAAUCAAGUAGACCACCUUCUCCUGAUCCCAACGGGAAUCCCAUUAUCGAGACUACUCGAAGAAAUCCUCAACAGGCCAUGAGAGAAGUACUCGGUCGUUCAGCUGAUACAGCCUUGCGAUUGUACGAGAAAGAUGAGUACGAUGAGGAGACAGGGAAAGGAAGUGGAGGCUGGAUGGGCGCUGCGAGGAAAUGGUUACCCAAAGGUGCAGUCGAUGAAGAACCAGGAUGGGUAUGGCGAAAGUUACACGCUUGGAGAGAUAGAUUGGGUAGAGAAUUAGACGAAAGCCCAAUUUAUAUCAUGCCACAAGAUACACUGAAGAACCUAUCAUUACUUCGCGGUACAGCUCCUAUCUUGAUCAAACAGGCCAUUAAUCCUGAUCGAGCACCACUAGCAGCUGCCAGAAUGAACGAAAUUACGGAUGUCAUUAAACAAGCUAAAGCUGAAUGGGUCUCAAAUCAAGUUCAAUUAGCCAAACAAGCGGAGGAAGAAUUGCAAUCCAAAGCAAACCAAAAGCAAAAGAAACCUACCAAAACUGUAUUUGAUCCCAAACCUGUACCAGAUGUAUGGGAUGCAAUAACUAUCUUCCCAAACUCAGCAACGAAAUUGGAUUCAGUCACACCUCAAAAGUCGAAAUCAGGUCUAUUUGGUUCCACCAUAAAGUCAAAGCCGUUGACUACUUCUUCUUCAUCUUCUUCCGCAAUAGCAAAUAGUGAUAAAUUGGGUUCUUCAUUAUUCGGUCAAACAUUACAAUAUCAAAGUGGUAAAGGAAGGAAACCAAGGAAUAAGCCAGCUCAAAGAGGAAACAAAGAACUAUCACCAGGAUUCGACAACGUUCAAAACACCAUUCAUGAAGAAUUACAACCUAUCCAGAAGACCGAUUUGGCAACACCCAUUAUACCUGAACAAGUACCGUAUAUACCUUCAAAGUCGAGGACCACCAAUCUACCUGUGGAUGAAUCACCUUCAAUUUCAUCUCACAACCCUACGGACCAAGAACCUGUUUCCCUCACUCCCGCAGACCAUUCUCAACUGAAGGCGGAAGCAGGAAGUGAGAAGAAGAAGAAGAAGGAAGAUGGUAUAGUACAAGUAAAGAAAACACGUAAACCUAAAAGAGAAAGAGGUGCUUCAUCAUCUAUUCCUUCAACUGACGGUAAGGGCAAAAAGGUUAAACUUGAUACUCCACCCGAAUCUCCUCAAUCAUUGAAUCAAGAUCAACAUCACACUGAGAACGAGGUUGAGAUCGGUACCUCGAUCGUAAAGGCAGACAAUGAGAAAGGGAAGGAGAAGAAACCGAGAAAAGAUAAAAAAGCGAAACUCAAAGUAGAAGAAAUACCAGAAUUUGACUAUUCUUCAAUGCCAAAUUUACUCGAUCAACCUUCGGCAUCUUCCAAGGAUGCAAGUAGUGUAACAAAUGCCAAAGAUAAAAAGAAGAAGAAAAAGGAUAAGAAAGGUGGAAUAGGUGCAAUUGAAACUCCUGUAUUUGGACCCAAAGCUGCCAGAGACUUAAGUCAACCUAAAGGUGGUAAUAAGAGCGGUACAUUUGUUUAG
Molecule: messenger RNA, 2928 nt
Organism: Kwoniella shivajii
Lineage: Eukaryota; Fungi; Basidiomycota; Tremellomycetes; Tremellales; Cryptococcaceae
Exons: 7
Coding region: 1-2928 (975 amino acids)
Biological process (GO): TRAMP-dependent tRNA surveillance pathway; nuclear polyadenylation-dependent snoRNA catabolic process; nuclear polyadenylation-dependent antisense transcript catabolic process
Cellular component (GO): nuclear exosome (RNase complex); nucleolus
Molecular function (GO): nucleotide binding; single-stranded RNA binding; 3'-5'-RNA exonuclease activity
Source: RefSeq, a predicted model, not a curated record